AUGCAGAGCAAAAGCUGGUCUAAAAGCUAUGGCGCAACAACAUCCAGUGCAUUGUCCCCUACAGUAGCAUGUACAUGCUUUUGCCUAUCUGUCUAUUUGUCCAGCAGUGGACUCAAAAGGUCACUCACCUUGCUUGGCAAAUGCGAUUGCAACACGUUUAACAGGGGCAUCUUGCAUCUGUCUCCAGGGCCAAUGCACCUGUGCCCCGAUGGUGUGGAUCUGGACCACACGAUGAGUGUGCAUCCACUGCCCUUGCACUGUGUCUGUCGGUAUCCACGGCUGGCCAACCCACCCCAACGCCACUGUUUCAAUAUGGUCUCUGACACGACCAAGAGAUGUGCCUUUAGGGUGGCCCAACACAGCCUAGCCCUUGUCCUGCUCCUGCAGACUUUCUAG
Molecule: messenger RNA, 396 nt
Organism: Ostreobium quekettii
Lineage: Eukaryota; Viridiplantae; Chlorophyta; Ulvophyceae; Bryopsidales; Ostreobiaceae
Source: the annotation of a GenBank genome assembly